Messenger RNA from Pterocles gutturalis (yellow-throated sandgrouse), 4629 nucleotides. It is a transcript of the gene CABIN1, whose product is annotated as calcineurin binding protein 1. Gene Ontology annotation, molecular function: protein binding; nucleosome binding. Lineage: Eukaryota; Metazoa; Chordata; Aves; Pterocliformes; Pteroclidae. Gene Ontology annotation, cellular component: nucleus. The record is from RefSeq and is a predicted model, not a curated record. The annotation marks the transcript as partial. Gene Ontology annotation, biological process: chromatin organization. The transcript is spliced from 27 exons.
AUUCGAAUCGCAGCACUGAACGCGAGCUCUACAAUUGAGGAUGACUACGAAGGUACCUUCAAAAGUCAUAAGACACAGACAAAGGAAGCUCAAGAAGCAGAAGCUUUUGCUUUGUACCACAAAGCUUUGGACCUUCAGAAACAUGACCGAUUUGAAGAGUCUGCUAAAGCUUAUCAUGAGCUGCUUGAGAUUCGUCUUCUGCGAGAGGCAGUUCUUUCUGGUGAUGAGAAAGAAGGGCUGAAACAUCCAGGCUUGAUGUUAAAAUAUUCCACUUAUAAAAACCUAGCACAAUUAGCAGCACAACGGGAUGACUUAGAGACAGCCAUGGAGUUUUAUUUGGAGGCUGUAAUGCUAGACUCUACUGAUGUCAACCUGUGGUAUAAAAUUGGUCGUGUGGCAGUAAAACUAAUACGCCUACCUUUGGCUCGUCACGCUUUUGAAGAAGGUCUCAGGUGUAAUCCUGAUCACUGGCCUUGUUUAGAUAACCUUAUCACAAUCUUGUACACACUCAGUGACUACACAACGUGUUUGUACUUUAUCUGCAAAGCUCUUGAAAAAGACUGUCUAUAUAGCAAAGGACUGGUUCUGAAGGAGAAGAUCUUUGAGGAGCAGCCUUGCCUCCGGAAAGAUUCCUUAAGGAUGUUCCUCAAAUGUGACAUGUCUAUCCAUAAUGUAAAUGUGAGUGCAGCUGAAACAGGAAGAAUCAUAGAUGAAGCCCUGGAGCUACGUAAGAAAAGACAGACUUUGCUGGUGCGUGAGAGAGAACCAGACCUCAGACUGGUCCAGCCAAUUCCUUUUCUCACGUGGAAGUGUUUAGGAGAAGCUUUACUCGCCAUGUAUCACCACCUCACAACAUGCGACCCUCCUCGACCCAGUCUGGGAAAGAGAAUUGAUCUCUCAGAAUACCGAGACCCAGUUCAACAUUUGAUUCUUUCUCCUACCUCUACUCCUGUCAGUGUUAUUCAGCCGACUCCUGUUAGCACUAACCCAGUGGUGACAAUGCCAGAUCCUGUAUUACCUUUUACCCCAGUGACACCCAACUUUCCAAGUCACAGUCAGAAUUCAUUGGAACCAGGAGCUACUGUAGGUGAGCAAGGUGACAUAUCUGCAGGUGAUAAAUCUAAGAAAGGGGUGAAGAGAAGGAGAAUUACAGAAGAUAGUGGUGAAACUGCAAAAAGGAGAUCUGCUAGAGUCCGGAACACCAAGUGUAAAAAAGAGGAGAAGGUUGACUUUCAAGAGCUGUUGGUGAAAUUCCUUCCUUCCAGAUUAAGGAAAUUAGAUCUGGAGGAGGAGGAGGACCCUUUCAAUAACUAUGAGGUGCAGUCAGAGAUCAAAGAAGAGAAUUUCCAGCAUGUUGGACCACAUCGAAUGUCAUUUGAUUCUACAACAUUUAUGGAAUCUGAAAAACAGGAUGUUCAUGAAUUCCUGAUGGAUAACCUGAACAAUGGUGGGAUCUUGGAGCUGAUGAUGAGAUAUCUAAAAGUCAUCAGCCAAAAGUUCCUAGUGAAGUGGCCUCCUGGCUUGUGUGAGGUGGUCCUUAGUAUCUAUCAUAGCUGGAGAAAGCACAGUAGUAGUCUUCCCAAUCCGUUACUGAGAGACUCAAGUAAUCAGCAUAUCAAGGAUAUGAUGCUGAUGAGCCUUUCUUGCAUGGAACUGCAAUUGGAUCAGUGGCUACUGACAAAAGGGAAGAGCUCUACAGUUUCUUCACGAAAUUGCCCUGCUGCCUCUGUGAAUGGAAAGUUUGGGCCUGACUUCCCAGGAAUUCAUUUCUUGGGAGACCUGUUGCAGCUGUCGUUUGCAUCCUCACAGCGAGAUUUAUUUGAGGAAGGCUGGAUGGAGUUUGUCACUCGGGUGUAUUGGCUGAAAGCUCGCUUUCUAGCAUUGCAGGGAGACAUGGAACAGGCACUUGAAAACUAUGAUAUCUGCACUGAAAUGCUGCAGAGCUCCACUACAAUGCAAGCUCAACCAGGCAAUGAAUGCAGCAUUGUGAUACGGUUACCUAAUCUACAUGUUGAUUCGGUUGUUUCUUUAGAAGAGAUUGAAAAGAACCUAAAAUCUCUGGAGAGAUGUCAGUCUUUGGAAGAGAUCCAGCGACUGUAUGAGGCAGGGGAUUAUCACGCAGUGGUGCAUCUGCUUCGUCCAACGUUAUGCUUUAACGGUUAUGGCAGAGCAAAACAUCUGGAAUUUGUAACAUCCAUACCAGAGAGACCAGCACAGCUGCUUCUUCUGCAGGACUCCCUGCUCAAACAGAAAGAUUACAAACAAUGCUUUGAAUGCUCAGAAGUUGCCUUGAAUGAAGCAAUUCAGCAGAUGAUUAAUAUGACAGCAGCCUCUGCUAAAGAAGAGUGGGUUGCUACGGUAACACAACUGCUCGCAGGAAUAGAUACUUCAUUAUCAGCAGUCAGCAGCAUCCUGCAAGAUUCUUCUGUAACACCAAGCCUUGUUCGAUUAACAAAUAAUCUGAUUCAGAUCAUAGACUGCAGUAUGGCAGUUCAGGAAGAACCAAAAGAACCAUACGUCUCCUCAGUGCUUCCAUGGAUUAUCCUGCACAGGAUCAUCCAGCAUGAGGAAGAUGCUUUUCGAUCUCUUUGCUGCCAGCAGCAGCAGCACCAGGGAGAAGAAGUGAGUCCUGAUACCCCUAUGUUGCCUUCUUCGCUCAUGUUGCUGAACACUGCUCAUGAGUAUUUGGGCAGAAGAUCCUGGUGCUGCAAUUCCGAUGGCGCUCUUCUCAGGUUCUAUGUUCAGGUACUACAAAAAGAACUUGCAGCAUCCACUUCUGAAGAUACUCAUCCAUACAAAGAAGAGCUGGAAACAGCCUUGGAGCAGUGUUUUUAUUGUUUAUAUGGUUUCCCUAGCAAAAAAAGCAAAGCAAGAUACUUAGAAGAACAUUCAGUACCACAGGUUGAUCUAACGUGGGAAGAUGCUUUGUUCAUGUUUGAAUAUUUUAAGCCUAAAACUCUUCCAGAAUUUGAUAGUUACAAAACCAGUACUGUGUCUGCCGAUCUGGCCAACCUUUUGAAGAAGACUGCUACAAUUGUUCCUCGAACAGACAAGCCUAUGCUGAGCCUAGAUACUGUGUCUGCCUAUAUUGAAGGAACAAGCAGCAAGGCACCAUCGCUCCCGGAUGGUGCAGACUAUUCUCCACCAGUGGUGACUGAGUUGUACUAUCUUCUGGCAGAUUAUCAUUUCAAGAAUAAAGAACAGUCUAAGGCCAUUAAAUUUUACAUGCACGACAUUUGUAUUUGUCCAAACAGGUUUGAUUCAUGGGCUGGCAUGGCUCUGGCUCGGGCAAGUCGUAUUCAGGACAAGUUGAACUCUAAUGAAUUGAAAAGUGAUGGCCCAAUCUGGAAGCACUCUACUCCCGUCUUGAAUUGCUUCAAGCGAGCCCUAGAGAUUGACAGCUCCAAUCUCUCCUUGUGGAUAGAAUACGGCACCAUUUCCUAUGCCCUGCAUUCUUUUGCAUCCCGACAGCUUAAGCAGUGGAAAGCAGAACUCCCCCCUGAAGUUGUGCAGCAGGUUGAAAAUCGUCGAGACAGUAUGUUGGAGACAGCCAAAUUGUGUUUUACGUCAGCAUCUCGCUGUGAGGGUGAUGGCGAUGAAGAGGAGUGGCUUAUUCACUACAUGCUGGGAAAGAUUGCAGAGAAGCAGAAGCAGCCUCCCAUUGUCUAUCUGCUUCAUUACAAACAGGCAGGUCAUUACUUGCAUGAGGAGGCUGCCCGCUAUCCAAAGAAGAUUCACUACCAUAAUCCACCAGAACUUGCCAUGGAAGCGUUGGAGGUAUACUUUCGCCUUCAUGCUUCUAUUUUGAAACUUGUGGGGAAACCAGACUCUGGAGUAGAUGCAGAGACACUACUUAGUUUCAUGAAAGAAGCUUCUGAGGGACCAUUUGCCAGGGGUGAGGAGAAGAACACCCCAAAAGUUCCAGAAAAGGAAAAAGCUUGCAUGAUUGAUGAAGACUCUCACUCUUCAGAGGGAACAGUGCCAGGCCCUGGGACUUCCCUCCCCUCAUCCUCCGGUCCAGGUCUGACAUCCCCACCUUACACAGCCACUCCAGUUGACCACGAUUACGUCAAAUGUAAAAAACCCCGUCAGCAGGCAACGCCGGACGAGAGGAGUCAGGAUAGCACUGCAGCGGUGCUGUCUGACUCCAGUUCCACACAGGACAUGUUUAAUGAGCCUGCCAGUUCUCAAGACAGCCUGAGGAAGACUUACACAGAAAAGAGGAUUUCUGCUACCUGUGCUGAUACGCUGCUGGCCAGCAAAGAGACCCUGGGAUCUACAGAGGAAAAGAUUGCAGGAAAGUCAGAAGAGCUGCUGGAGAGCUCAGAAUCUUACCAUCCUGCUGAGCCCACUGGCCAAAAAAUUACGGUGGAUCCUCAGACUGCUGCUGGCAAUCCCAGCAAAGCUGCAGUCCCCCCACCCUCACAGUGGGACUGCAAAAAGAAAGCUGAACCUUGUGGAGAUGCACCUGAAUUUCCACAUGGUCUUCCAGCAGACCUUGAGGAACAGCGGAAGUUCCUGACAGAGCAGUGUAUUGCCGCCUUCUGCUUGUGUCUCAGCCGCUUCCCCCAGCACUACAAGAGCCUCUACAGAUUGGCGUAUCUGUACACAUACAGCAAAACACACAAG